AUGCUAGAAUUUAACAGAGGAAUUCUUUUAUACUGUGUCUUUGUAUUGUUCUAUCUAGCUGUUUGUAAUGAGGUUUGCCUUAAGAUGUAUAGUGAUAUUACAAUAAAUAAAGAAGACAGAAAUGAAAGUCAUCCUCCUGUAGACUAUAAAGACCAGUUUUUCUUUUGUAAAGAGCAUGAAAGACGAACAUGUUGCAAUAAAUCUCAUCCAAAUAUUUUAUCGAAAUUAUAUUCUACCUUUGUUCUAAAUACAUCAUUAUCACGGAAUUGUGUAACAUACUAUUUAAAAAGUUGGUGCUCCUAUUGUGAUGCUGAUGUAGGAAUUGGUAUGAAACUAUAUCAAAAAAAACCCGUCUUAUGCCAUUCACUUUGCGAAGAUUGGUAUAAUUCAUGCAGAGCUGACUAUUUUGGGGAUCCUAAUAACUAUUUAAUUUAUGGUAAUACUUUGAUAUCAGCCAGAAUUACACCUUGCUCUGAGACAUCCGUUCUAUGCUCUCCAUUACACACAAUUACAACAAAUCCUGAUGAAUUUUGUAGACUUAAUGGAUUUAUCUCUUCAAGAGAAUUAAUCUUAACUACUCUGACAGUUGAGCCACACAAAUAUAUAAAUAUAAAUAAGUAUUUAUAUGCUGAACACCCCUGUUUUGAUGGUACCAAUGCUGCUAGUAUUAAGGGACCUGGAAUUCAACUUACACAAGCUUCUAUUAAUGAAGUCAAUAAAUUCCAAAUCCCUUUAUACAUGAAAUAUUUAGUUAACUAUACUACAAAUUAUCUCUCAAGAAAAGUGAAGAUUUCCUUUCCUGCUUUUAUAUUUAUUAUAGGUUUAACAAUAUGGCUCACUCUACGCAUUAUUGACAAUAAGAUAUAUAUUUAUAACUUUCUACGUAACUUGAUUAUUUAA
Messenger RNA from Cryptosporidium muris RN66, 900 nucleotides. RefSeq lists its product as uncharacterized. Bases 1 to 900 code for a protein of 299 amino acids. NCBI's taxonomy places the organism in Eukaryota, Apicomplexa, Conoidasida, Eucoccidiorida, Cryptosporidiidae. The record is from RefSeq and is a predicted model, not a curated record. The transcript has a single exon.